Molecule: messenger RNA, 5689 nt
Organism: Pelobates fuscus (common spadefoot toad)
Lineage: Eukaryota; Metazoa; Chordata; Amphibia; Anura; Pelobatidae
Gene: COL1A1
Product: collagen type I alpha 1 chain
Exons: 51
Coding region: 133-4488 (1451 amino acids)
Biological process (GO): extracellular matrix organization; skeletal system development
Cellular component (GO): cytoplasm
Molecular function (GO): extracellular matrix structural constituent conferring tensile strength; protein binding
Source: RefSeq, a predicted model, not a curated record
UGCUGGGAUACAGUAGGAAGUUUCUGCUGGGGUCUGCACUGGAACUAAACCACUAAAUCUACCCCUGUAUGACUAGGACCUAAGAACGAAUUAGACAGGGCCACAGAGAGUCUACAUGUCUGAUAUUUAGACAUGUUCAGCUUUGUGGAUUCACGGAUACUGCUCGUUAUAGCAGCAACAAUCCUAGUAACAAGAUGUCAAGGAGAAGAUGAUGAUGCUUAUUCUUCCCAGUGCAUCCAGAACAGCCAACAGUACAACGACAGAGAUGUAUGGAAACCCGAUCCCUGCCAGAUUUGCGUCUGUGACAAUGGAAACAUCCUCUGCGACGAGGUGAUCUGUGAAGACGUAGAUUGUCCCAACGCUGAAAUUCCAUUUGGAGAAUGCUGCCCUACAUGCCCUGAAGCCGGUCAACCCCAAUACUCAGAUUUUCGUCUUAAAGCAGAGGGUCCAAAGAGCGAAGGCCCUAAAGGCGAUAGAGGUCUUCCCGGCCCACCUGGCAGAGAUGGCAUUCCCGGACAACCUGGCGUACCUGGGCCCCCUGGUCCACCUGGUCCACCUGGCCUUGGCGGAAACUUUGCUUCUCAAAUGUCUUACGGUUAUGAUGAGAAAUCUGCUGGCAUCUCCAUGCCCGGCCCAAUGGGUCCAAUGGGUCCCCGUGGUCCCCCUGGCCCAGCUGGAUCUCCUGGACCCCAAGGCUUCCAAGGCCCCCCUGGCGAACCCGGUGAACCUGGUGCUGCUGGUGCUAUGGGACCCCGUGGCCCACCAGGACCUCCUGGAAAGAAUGGUGAUGAUGGUGAGGCUGGCAAACAAGGCCGCCCCGGUGAACGUGGAGCCCCAGGACCUCAGGGUGCCCGUGGUCUUCCAGGAACUGCUGGUCUUCCAGGCAUGAAAGGACACAGAGGUUUCAACGGUCUUGAUGGAGCUAAGGGUGAUACUGGACCAGCUGGCCCCAAGGGCGAGCCUGGUAGUGCUGGUGAGAAUGGCGCUCCUGGACAAGUGGGUCCACGUGGUCUUCCUGGUGAGAGAGGUCGUCCCGGACCCUCUGGCCCAGCUGGUGCUCGUGGUAACGAUGGUGCUUCUGGUGCUGCUGGUCCCCCUGGUCCUACUGGCCCAAGUGGACCACCUGGAUUCCCCGGCGGUGUUGGCCCCAAGGGUGAUGCUGGUCCCCAAGGAUCCCGUGGUGCUGAUGGACCCCAAGGUGCUCGUGGUGAACCCGGUUCUCCUGGUCAAGCUGGCCCUGCUGGUGCUUCUGGAAACCCUGGUACUGAUGGUCAACCUGGUGCUAAGGGCCCCAAUGGUGCUCCUGGUAUUGCUGGUGCCCCUGGCUUCCCUGGUGCCCGUGGUGCUCCUGGACCUCAAGGCCCUGGAGGUGCCCCUGGACCUAAGGGUAACAAUGGUGAACCCGGUGCUCAAGGAAACAAAGGAGAGCCCGGUGCUAAGGGAGAACCUGGCCCAGCUGGCGUUCAAGGACCCCCAGGCCCCUCUGGUGAGGAAGGAAAGAGAGGAUCCCGUGGUGAACCUGGACCUGGUGGUCCUCCUGGCCCUGCUGGUGAACGUGGUGCUCCUGGAAGCCGUGGUUUUCCUGGAUCUGAUGGUGCUUCUGGACCCAAGGGUCCCCCUGGUGAGCGUGGUCCCGUUGGCCCUGCUGGUCCCAAAGGAUCUGCUGGUGAAUCUGGCCGCCCUGGCGAACCUGGACUUCCCGGUGCUAAAGGUCUGACUGGUAGCCCUGGUAGCCCUGGUCCUGAUGGCAAGACUGGCCCUGCUGGUCCCCCUGGUCAAGAUGGACGUCCUGGACCCCCUGGCCCACCUGGUGCUAGAGGCCAAUCUGGUGUAAUGGGAUUCCCUGGCCCUAAGGGAGCUGCUGGUGAACCUGGUAAGCCUGGCGAGAGAGGAGUUGCUGGUCCCCCUGGCGCUAAUGGUGCCCCUGGCAAAGAUGGUGAAGCUGGUGCUCAAGGUCCCCCUGGCCCCUCUGGCCCCGCUGGUGAGAGAGGUGAACAAGGUGCUGGUGGUCCCCCUGGAUUCCAAGGACUUCCUGGACCCCCAGGUCCCGCUGGUGAGAGUGGCAAGCCCGGUGAACAGGGUGCUCCUGGAGAUGUCGGUCCCCCUGGCCCAUCUGGUUCAAGAGGUGAAAGAGGUUUCCCUGGCGAGCGUGGUGCCCAAGGUCCUCCCGGUCCACAGGGUGCUCGUGGUUCUAAUGGUGCUCCUGGUAACGAUGGUGCUAAGGGUGAAGCUGGUGCUCCAGGUGCCCCUGGUGGCCAAGGACCUCCCGGCCUUCAAGGAAUGCCCGGUGAACGUGGUGCAGGUGGUCUCCCUGGUGCUAAGGGUGAUAGAGGUGACCAAGGACCUAAAGGUAGCGAUGGUGCCCCUGGUAAAGAUGGUGUUAGAGGUUUAACUGGUCCCAUUGGUCCACCUGGUCCAUCUGGUGCUCCUGGUGACAAGGGUGAAGCUGGCCCUGCUGGUCCUGCUGGUCCCACUGGUGCCCGUGGUGCUCCCGGUGAGCGUGGUGAGCCUGGUCCACCUGGCCCUGCUGGAUUUGCUGGUCCUCCUGGUGCUGAUGGUCAACCUGGAGCUAAGGGAGAACAAGGAGAUGCUGGUCCUAAAGGUGAUGCUGGUCCCCAAGGUCCAUCUGGUCCCACUGGUGCCCCUGGCCCUGCUGGUGCUCUUGGCGCUCCUGGACCCAAAGGUGCUCGUGGUCCCGCUGGUCCCCCUGGUGCUACUGGCUUCCCCGGAGCUGCAGGAAGAGUUGGACCCCCUGGCCCAUCUGGCAAUGCUGGACCCCCUGGACCACCUGGACCAUCUGGAAAGGAAGGACAAAAAGGACCACGUGGUGAGACUGGCCCUGCUGGACGCCCUGGUGAACCCGGAGCUGCUGGCCCACCUGGACCUCCUGGCGAGAAAGGAUCCCCUGGUAGCGAUGGUCCAUCUGGUGCCCCUGGUACUCCUGGACCUCAAGGUAUUGCUGGAACCCGUGGUACAGUUGGUCUUCCUGGACAAAGAGGAGAAAGAGGAUACCCCGGUCUUCCUGGACCUUCUGGUGAACCCGGCAAACAAGGUCCCGGUGGCCCAAGUGGUGAACGCGGUCCCCCUGGCCCAUCUGGUCCUCCAGGUUUAGCUGGACCUCCUGGUGAAGCUGGUCGUGAGGGUUCCCCUGGCUCUGAAGGUGCUCCUGGUCGUGAUGGCUCUGCUGGACCCAAGGGUGAUCGUGGUGAGAGUGGACCUGCUGGUCCUCCUGGUGCUCCUGGUGCCCCUGGUGCUCCUGGCCCAUCUGGUCCUGCUGGAAAGAGUGGAGAUCGUGGUGAGACUGGUCCCGCUGGUCCUGCCGGCCCCGCUGGCCCUGCUGGUGUUCGUGGACCUGCUGGACCUCAAGGCGCACGUGGUGACAAAGGUGAGGCUGGAGAACAAGGAGAAAGAGGCAUGAAGGGACACAGAGGUUUCAAUGGUCUUCCCGGACCACCUGGCUCCCCUGGCUCCCCUGGUGAGCAAGGUCCAUCUGGUGCAUCUGGCCCUGCUGGUCCAAGAGGACCCCCUGGAUCUUCUGGUAAUGCUGGCAAAGAUGGUUCCAACGGUCUGCCUGGUCCUAUUGGUCCCCCUGGUCCACGUGGUCGCAAUGGUGAUGUUGGUCCCGCUGGUCCCCCUGGACCUCCCGGCCCACCAGGUCCUCCUGGCCCCCCAAGUGGUGGAUUUGACUUCAGCUUCAUGCCCCAGCCUCCUCAGGAGAAAUCUGGUGAUGGCCGCUACUACCGUGCUGAUGAUGCCAAUGUAAUGCGUGACCGCGAUCUGGAAGUUGACACCACCCUCAAGAGCCUGAGCAAGCAGAUUGAGAACAUCCGCAGCCCCGAGGGUACCAGAAAGAACCCAGCCCGUACCUGCCGUGACCUGAAGAUGUGCCACUCUGACUGGAAGAGCGGUGAAUACUGGAUUGACCCCAACCAGGGCUGCACUCUUGAUGCUAUCAAGGUCUAUUGUAACUUGGAAACUGGCGAGACCUGUGUCUACCCAACACAGAGCAGCAUUCCUCAGAAGAACUGGUACACAAGCAAGAACCCACGCGAGAAGAAGCAUGUCUGGUUUGGCGAGACAAUGAGCGAUGGAUUCCAGUUCGAAUAUGGUAGUGAGGGAUCUGACCCAGCUGAUGUUAACAUCCAACUCACCUUCCUCCGCCUCAUGGCCACUGAAGCCUCUCAGAACAUCACCUACCACUGCAAGAACAGUGUUGCUUACAUGGAUGCAGCAAAUGGAAACCUGAAGAAGGCCAUGCUCCUGCAAGGCUCCAACGAUAUUGAGCUCAGACCUGAGGGCAACAGCCGCUUCACAUACACUGUCAUGGAGGAUGGCUGCACGCAACACACAGGAGAAUGGGGCAAAACUGUCAUUGAAUACAAGACAACAAAGACAUCACGCCUGCCAAUCACGGACGUGGCACCCAUGGAUAUUGGAGCCGCAGACCAGGAAUUCGGAAUUGACAUCGGACCAGUCUGCUUUGUGUAAAAACAAAACAAAAAUACCAGGACAGGAGAAUAUCUCAUGCGGACUUGAAAUUGUUGUUCCUCUCAUCUCUAAAACUUUUCUUGUUUCCGUAAGCAUUACACGAAAAAGCAAACCUAAAGUCAUGCUUUGAAGAACAUCUCUCAAAGGACAGACCAUGCCUGUAUGUGUGUGCUUGUGUUCACGGGAGGGAAUUUUUCAACUCCUCAAUCAACUGUGCCCCCUGCAUACAUGAAUUGGCCUUCCUACGACCUUGAUGAAGAUGCCCCCUUUGACCAAAAAAAGAAUGGGAAUGUCCUUAAAUAAUGACUGUUCCUGGAUUAGAUAAGAAAGCAGGAUCGACGAUCCCAACGGUCCCUGUGUAGAAGAGGAGUAAAUUAAAUCAUUUCAUGUAAUGCAACUUUUUUAAAAACAUUUUUUGUUUUUUGUUUGUUCAGGUGGCAAAAAAAUAAAUAUGAAAAAAAUAAAAUUGAAGGUGUGUGGAGAGUGUUUUGGAAUUAUGAUAGGGCUGAGUUUGUCCUCUGGGUGUGAAUGUCUCCUUACAUGUCCUCCUUAACCAUUCUUGACGUUUUUCUUUCAUACUUUUCUUCAUCUUUUCCAUACUGGAAGACAUCCAAGUAUUUGAUUUGAAUGUUCUUCCAGUGUCAAAGAGUGAGGAGGGGCUCAGUAUUCCAGUGGUGCAGUGUAGAGAAUUAAUAUUUUUUUUUCCUGAGACUACCUCACUGUCUUUCCCCAUUCAUUGGUGCUAAAGUCUCACUGCUUCAUCACAUUAUCUUCCUUACAAAUGCUACAGACAUUGGUGCUAAAAUAAUCAUUACAAGGGAUUCCUUAAUCAAUGUAUCCCAGUAUUCCAUAGGCUUGAGGAAUUAUUGGUGCUAUUUCCAUUCACUUUCCCUAGUCCUCUUUCCCGUGAACACAGGCUGAUAAGGACCUGUCUAUAUUGGUAGUCUUUCCAUCUUCUCGUUGUGCUUUUUCCUCUUCUUCUCAUCUUGUCCUUACCUUCCACUGCCCUUUCUCUUGUCUCAUUCCUUCUCCUAUUUCUGUUCUACUUCUUUUGUUCAACUCAAAACUAGACAGCGAUGCCAUGGGGUUUGAACUGAAACCAAGGAUCUGUACCUGAUUUUUUUUUUUUUAUUGUAUAAUAAUUUGAGAUGUUUUAAUUAUUUUGAUUGCUGAAAUAAAGCAUGUGAUAUGGUCCAAAACA